UUGUGUACUCAACAAUACCUAGAGAGAGCAAGGCAUCUGAGAGGCUCCACUUUUUUCACGGAUCUCUCACUGUCUCAGUGGCGAAGCCCUAUGUUUUUUUCUAUAUCGCAUAUUUUCUGACGUGAUUCUCGAGUCGCAUUCGAAGCUGUGAAACAGGGUGAAAUCGCCAAGAAGAGUGUAAUUAUUUAAGAGAGGCUCUUUGCCAUUUUGGGGGUGAAUCUCUUUCGCCUGUCGAGUGAUACUGCGAAGUAGAUAGGGGGCGUUUUCGUAUUUUAUAUUCGGGGAGACCUCUAAAACAUUACUAAAACAAGUAUUACUAUUUCGAUAUAUUCAAAAAUAACCACAACCAAGAAAAACAAACCAAUGAAUUUAGGUUUUAAACGCGAAAAACAAAGAUUUUUACCAAUUUCGCAUAGACAAUGUCACUACCCCGAGAAUGGAGCGUACAAGACUCGAGGGAGUCGAUAUAUCGAUCCAUUGCACAGCAGCAGUCGUGGAAUUUUCCCGAGAUCGAUCGCAUGCCAUCGAAGAAGGAUGCCUUCAAUUUCAACUGCGACGGAGACUUCAAGCAUGUGCAACAGUCCGUCAAUUCGCCCCUGCUCCUGGGCGAAUGCAAUGGAUCGCUCUUCUCCAUCCACUCCGCGCCGCCCGUCGCCCAGGGCGGCACCGACUCCCCCCGGCGCCCCGUCUCCCUCGCCAUCGACCCUCAGUGUCUCCCGGCCGUCGCGCUGCCCGCCAGCGAGCCCGACGAGGAGGACAACGAGAACUUGUUGACCGUGUCCAGCCUCACGGCAAGGCCGCUAAUUGCGAAAUCGCGGGAGUUGAGGAGUUUCAGUAAAUUAACCGAGUACCGAAAGAAGGAGCGUCUCCUGGAAAAUCGUACGGACGUUCACAACUGCACAUCAUGGCUGAUUGUGUUCGGCGCUUUCUCGGUUCAGUUUUGGGUAGCUGGCUUAGUGAAGUCCUACGGAGUGCUGCACGUGGAGGUGAUGGAGACUUUUCCCAAGUCCUCCGCAGCUCUAGCUUCCUGGAUUCCAGCCAUCCUCUCGGCGCUAUGCCUUCUCCUGGCUCCGAUCUCGAGUGCUCUAUGCCAACGCUUCUCGUGCCGAACGGUCGUCUUCGUGGGCGGCGUCUUCUGCGCUCUAGGUCUCACUUGCAGCUACUUCGCCACCAAUCUGAUCCACCUCUUCUUCACCUUCGGCGUCCUCACGGGCAUCGGUGGUGGACUCUCCACAACUCCUGGCAUAAUCAUCGUGUCGCAGUACUUCGAUGAGCACCGCGCCCUCGUGAAUGGGAUCGUGGUGUCCGGAACUGCGGCCGGGAGCUUCGUUUUCCCGAUGCUCAUUGAGCGUCUGGUGCACGCUUUUGGAUUCCACGGUACGAUUCUCAUCCUGGGCGGAUGCAUGCUUCACGUGUGCGCCUCCGCCAGUCUCUAUCGACCAUCUGACGCUGCCACUGAGGCCGAAAUCUGCUCUACCAUCUCGUCUCACCACACAACAUCGCGCCUCAAUACCGCUUCGACCACUCUGAGCUCAUCUGAGGAUCCUCUUAAUGCGAAGAAGCACAUCAACCAUCUCUUCGUCGAAGACGCCAAGAACCAGAUCAAUGACCUCUACAACUCAAACAAGUUCAUUAGCAUCACGGAGAAAAAUCUACAGGAAAACAGUGAUGAUGAGUGCAAGGACGUCGUUGGCGAGACCAUCUUCAUGAAGCCCAUCAAGUCAAUGCGAAGCUCGAGCAUUCUCCAUUCAGUUGAGGAUCUCAGUACGGAUUCCACAUGCGUCUACAAGAGCAGAACAGGGUUCGACUCCAACCGUGGAAGCCGACGAAGGAAUAAAAAUGCAGGCAGUACUGAUGAAAUUUUAGCGAAAAUCCCACCAGUGGACAAUAAUUUAUCCAUUCCGAUGACCACAAACCGAGGACUGAGUAAAAGCAUGAUUAUCCCGACGCCCGUGAGUGAUUUCUCCGAGUAUGGCGCGAGUCCCAAGAAAGCACGUCGAAAUUCGUGUGUGAUGUGGAUUGAGAAGUAUUUGGAUGUGUCGCUGCUGAAGGAGCCAGUCUUCAUCCUUAUGUGUCUGUCCGUCACGUUGAUGUCCACUGGGAGUCCCUAUAUGUUGUACUAUUUGCCAGCGUACGUCCUCUCUGCCGGCUACACGAAGACCGAGGCCGGAUACUUGGUGGCGGUGAGCGCGGCCCUGGAUUUGCUGGGACGACUUGGAUUUGGGUGGCUUUCCGAUUUGCAGAUUUUCGAUAGGAAGAAAGCCUAUAUCACUUGUAUUUUCGGGGCCGGGUUGGCGGUCCUCAUAAUCCCCCUGGCGAACUCCUGGUAUGUGUUGAGUUGUGCGGCUGGAGCCUAUGGUUUCUGUCUCGGCAGUUGGUAUCUGUUAAUGCCGGUGCUGUUGGCUGAUAUAUUCGGGACGGAUCGGAUCAGUUCUAGCUAUGGCCUCGUAAGGAUGUUCCAGGGUGUCGGCGCCAUUUCCAUUCCCCCGUUGGCUGGCUUCCUGAGAGAUUUGUCUGGUGGCUAUGAGAUUUGCUUCUUCUGCAUGGGAGCCUGUAUGAUGCUGGGUAGUUUGCCUAUCUUGAUUGUCUCACUCAUGGAGUCGUCGUCCAACGCCUCGGACACCGAAGGAUCAACAGUGUCAUAAACGCCAUCGUUUACACUGCUCUCUUCACAUUCCGCGUGGAUGAAGUACUAAAUAUCUUUUCAGGUGCGACACUCACAACUACACCCAAAAAGUAUUUGAAAACAUAGAGAGAAAAUAUCAUGAAAAUAAGCAAAAACAUAUUUUGUGCAUUCAAGAAAAUUAGUAAUUAAUAAUCUGUAGUUAAUUUAUCAAUUUUGUCACUUAAAUUUCACGUUUCUUGAUAAGUAUUUAUUUUUUAGUUUAGUUUACAGUAUAAACAAAAUGAAAAGAGCAAUUUUCAAUUUGCAGCAUUAUGAACAAGAAGAAAUUUUUGGAAAACUCAUAUGUUCAUUUCUGUCUUAUUAUACGAAUUGUUUCAUAUAGCUGCGUGAAAAAUUAGUAUUCUUAGCAGGUAAUUAAAAUUGAAAAAAGAAAAUUAAAUCUACAUUGAGAAUGUCAGUAUUGGAAAUGUAAUGCCAAAUCGUGGAAUAAUAAUUACAAUUACACAUCGUAAUUGUACAUGAUUUUAAUUACAAAAAUUAUAGAAAUACGAGAAAUACAGAUUUUAUGAGUGUUUUAUAUUUUAAUUUCAGGUAAACGAUGUAUUCAUUUAAAAUGAAUAUUGAAUAUCUGUUGGUUGAAAUUAAUAUUUAGCCAAUCUUGUAUUAAUGAUGGAAACAAAAUGAACCAUUAUAAA
This is a messenger RNA of Phlebotomus argentipes, 3321 nucleotides long. RefSeq names its product monocarboxylate transporter 13 (gene Sln). The transcript is spliced from 5 exons. Gene Ontology annotation, biological process: transmembrane transport; monocarboxylic acid transport. The coding region runs from base 420 to 2645 and encodes 741 amino acids. Lineage: Eukaryota; Metazoa; Arthropoda; Insecta; Diptera; Psychodidae. Gene Ontology annotation, molecular function: monocarboxylic acid transmembrane transporter activity. The record is from RefSeq and is a predicted model, not a curated record.